AUGUCAAGUUCUGAGAGAUCAAAAAAUGAAAAUGGAUGUGAUUUUAUUAGCAUUAAGCCAAUUGAAGUAUUUGAGUACCCUAGUCAAGCAUCAAAAAUUAUUUGGAGUGUCAAUUCCAAAAAUAUUUUACAAGUAUUUUCACAAAUUAUCGAAUUCGUUACAAAUAACAAAAUAUCUAUCCAAAUGUCACUUUACCUGAUAAAGGUUAUUUCACGAAUUCGUAUUAAAGAUAUUAAAUUAUUUACAGAACUUUACCAAAAGAUAUUAAACCAAUUUUCAUGUAUCCAAUUUGAAAACUUCGAACCUGCAAUUGAUGGAGAUGAAAUCCUGCAUUUAAAUUCAACAGAAUCUCCUUUUUACUAUAUUGCAUGGGAUAAAGUUGAUGACCUUAAGAGUAAAUUCCCAAAUCUCGAUAUAAAUGAGGAAACAAUUGCAAUCACACCACUCGAUUGUGCAAUUAAAUAUGGAUCAGAAUUUUGUUUCAAUUACUUGAAAAAUUUAGGAGCCAAGUAUACUUGCAAAUCCAAAAUGUAUGCUGUUCAAGGUGGAAAUAUAAACAUUUUUAUGCAAAUGAUAGAAGAUGGUAAGUCGUUCGAUGACAUGAUUUAUACAGCAUUGAAAUAUCGAAACUAUGAAAUUGCUGGGGGUAUUAUUAUUGUCGUCUGGCGGUUUUAG
Molecule: messenger RNA, 675 nt
Organism: Trichomonas vaginalis G3
Lineage: Eukaryota; Parabasalia; Trichomonadida; Trichomonadidae
Product: protein ubiquitination
Exons: 1
Coding region: 1-675 (224 amino acids)
Source: RefSeq, a predicted model, not a curated record